Lecanosticta acicola is the source of this 709-nucleotide messenger RNA. Lineage: Eukaryota; Fungi; Ascomycota; Dothideomycetes; Mycosphaerellales; Mycosphaerellaceae. The record is from the annotation of a GenBank genome assembly.
AUGGCCUCCGCAGGCGCGAAGAACGCCGCUCGGUCGGCCCUGGCCAAGGCCACCCAGGCAAAGGUGCGCAUCCCCCUGGACCGCGAACACCGACUAACAACAAGAUGCCGAACGGACACUGAUCAUGCGCAGAAAUACACCCUCGAACCGCAAGGCUUCUGGUCUAAGGUCCACAGUUUCUUCGCAAUUGACCCUGCUCGAUCAUCCGGUGUACCUCUCAACCCUCAAUUCCGAAACCCUCCGCCCGGCGGUAACGACCCCAAGGCCUACGACGAUCCUGUCACCGUGCCAGCCGGCGAUAUCGCCGAGAACCCAUACUGGAAACGCGAUACCAGAAGAUCAUACCCGAAGCUCUCGGUCGUCUCGCAGCCGGAUGUGGUGGCAUUGCUGACCGUGGGCUCUGCCGCGGCGCCAAAUGAGGAGGUGUUGAAGAUUGGAGACGCGGGCAAGACACAGCUUGUGGAGGUCAAGGAGGAAGGCGAGAGAGGAUUGGCGACUUACUUCCAGAAGAACAAGGGCGUUGCGAAGAGUGUGUUGGGACCAGAUGGACUUCCACCGCUCCCUGCGUCGGUACAUCCGCAGGGCAAGCGGUAUACUUUGAUCGGCUCUGAAGAGCAGACGUAUGGCCCUAGGUAUGUACUCCACGCUCAUAUGUUGUCAAAGAGCAUCGCUAAUAAUGUGCAGCUACCCUUGCCGCACUUUUAUUUGA